This is a messenger RNA of Durotheca rogersii, 1412 nucleotides long. RefSeq lists its product as uncharacterized. The transcript is spliced from 5 exons. Bases 322 to 1128 code for a protein of 268 amino acids. The record is from RefSeq and is a predicted model, not a curated record. Lineage: Eukaryota; Fungi; Ascomycota; Sordariomycetes; Xylariales; Xylariaceae.
ACGCGGAGGAUCUGUUGCAUAGCAAACCAUCUAUCCUUUCUUGUUAAUAAUAUCUCAAACACCGCCGCAUCGUAGGUUGAAAUAUCGCGGGGCCACUCCCCCUCAUCUACGUCCUACAAUCCUGUUCUGUUUUCUCAACUUCUAGUCAAUGCUUACCCGCCAGCAACUGGGCGGAGACUUGGCGACCACCUUGCGGAUGUUCCAGUCUUUCGACAGACUCUCUUUAAAUCAUCGCCGUCGAAGUUUUCUCGGAGGCUCUCGUUUAAUCAUUCCCAUCUUUGGCCUAAAAUCCCCCGUCUACUGCUCAGUGUCCCCCGCAAAAUGGCGCCGUCAAUCGAUGCAUUCUUUGACAAGAGGAUCGCGGACCGAUGGGGUCCGACACGCAAUGAGGCGAAUGCCAUCCGCGAGCUGCUCCGGGGCAGCAUCACUCCCGAGGAGGCGGCUGCGAGAUUCACCAGCGACAUCCGCGCAUCUCGCACCGCCGAGGCAAGCAGAGGAUCCCUGUGGGGGAUGUGGAAGCUGCUCGAGGACACGGCAAGAAAAUUCCCCGAACAUCACGCUACGCUGGUAAAAUUGGUGGAUGCCGUUCGGCAGCUUCCCGACCUCGCAAUCCGAGGGGAAACGGCUGUCAAAUGGCCGGAACUCCCGAUACUAGCAGAGCUGUGGGGAGAGAACGUGUUUGACCGGGACGAACUGGCCUACUCUGAAGAGCAGGUCGCGAUAAUCGGCUUUACCGCCCAGCUCUGUGCCCGGCAGCUUGUCGACGCCAAUGAUUUCCUGUCAGCGGCGGAGCUCGACUUCUACGCCGCCUUCGAGAAGGCGCCGGCCGCGGGUUCCGCUCUCAAAGCAGGCGACAUCCAGAGGCUGAACGUCAACGUGCCCAUCGCGUCGCAGUGGAUUCUGCAUGCCGGGGAGGCCAUCUACAACUGCGAGGAGACCUUCGGUCUCCAGGCCAGAGACGGCUUAUGGACGGGCCAGCCGGGGUUCAGCUACGGCAGGUGGAAGCUGUGGAAGGAAAGGGCGGAAUGGGUGUGCAGCCUCAACGGGACGGUCAGGCGGGAGACGAUAGACGUGGCCAGGAAGAUGGUGGAGAGGAUGAGUCAGAUCGAGAGCGCCGACGCUUCUUGAGAGAUGCGAUGAGAUGAGAGGAUGCUAGGUUAGGUACCUACCUACCUAUUCCGUAGUAAAGCAUGUCGGAUAAUAUCUUCAAACCCCUGCGAUGGAAGCCAUCGAUUUGUACCCCACCUGCGCGCCACCGCUGCGUGAGCCACAUGAAGCCACACACCCUGCUAAAUGUAGGUACCUACCUACCUACCUAGGUAGGUACAGAUAGGCUAAACAAUAGAGACUACCAAGUAGCGCUAUCAGGAAUCGAACCUGUCCUCUAUUAUCUAACCCACUGAGCUGGUACC